AUGAAUGUGCGUCGAAACACAUUAUGUUUGAGUGUGGCUCUUUUCGGUACGAUAUGGUUGAUGGAUGUAUAUCUUCUUUAUUAUAUUAAGGUUUUUCUUGAUAAGUUCCACUUAGAGCCAAGCUAUCUUAAUAACAUCCAAAUCCUCUUCCUUAUUUGGAAUGCCAUAAACGAUCCCAUUCUGGGUUUUGUCCAGGACUUGGGAUGUUGUGGAAUUACUUGGAUUCAAGAUCGACGUAAAGUUGUCUUGUACUGUGGACCAGUGUUCUCAAUAGCUUUCUUACUUUUCUGGUUUCCUUGGUCAUCUGACAGCAGUGUAGUCAUUGGCAUUCAAUUGUUGGUAUCUCUUUUCAUUUUCGAUACGUUGCUGACACUUGUUUUAUCUGCUUAUUGCGGACUAUGUGUAGAAAAAUGCCAAAAACAUCAAGAUCGAGUGAGGAUUAUAGUCUAUGGGGAACUUGUCGGUGUUGUAGCCGGCUUUCUUAUAAUGCCUAUGGAAUCACUGACGGACAACUUAGAAAAGUUUGAUAUCUUCCAAAUAUUUACCGUUGGAAUAGCCCUUCUAUCAGCAGCUUGUCUGUUUUUCUGCGGUUUAUAUUUGAAAGAUGAUCAAACUGGUGGGGAAGAAGAAAUGAAGAAACUUGAAGAAACAGAGGAGCUUGGAAGUGAUUGGCGUUCCGUUCUCACCAUCUCUUGGCAGAUUAUCAAGGAGUUCCGUUUCAUAGCAUUAGUCGGAGCGCAAUUUUUUAAAAUCCUCCGAUUUAUGGGAAACGAACAGUUCCUCAUAAUUUUUGUGGAAGCUUUGUUGACAAAUCAUGGCUUAUUGGAGAGAGGAAGUAAUAUGUUAGGAUUUUAUUACGUGCUCGCAAGAUCUUUAGGAAAUAUUUUGUUCUUAGCACUUUGGGUUCCUGUGAACAAAUUGGGAUGUCAGUGGGUUAUUCAAGGGAUAAAUAUUGUGAGCUUGUUCAACUGUGCGUUUGCUUACAUGGCAGGUUCGAACAAUUUUUGGGCCAUCGCCAUAUUCAUUGUAAUCGAAAACACUUUAUGCCGAUGUGGAUGGCAGGGUUUCUACAUGGUGAUUUCAGGUGAAGUUAUUGAUUCGGACAAGAUUAUUAACAAGAGAAAAUCACCUUUGUCCACAACAAUUUUCACAAUGAAAGCACUAUUCACGAAACCUGCCGACCAGCUAGCUCCUGUGAUUCUUCUGGCUUUCCUUCAAACAAGUUAUUACAAUGAGUUCAAGUCAUUGUGUUGGCCUAAUGAACAUCUGUCCACUUUGAAUCCUGGUAAUAUGACGAUAUCUUCAACGAUAUCCCCAACUGAUCUUGAUCUGCGGUGUACGAACAUACGACUGACGACAUUCCAAGCUUUAAUUUUCUUUCCCAUAAUCUGCUGCAUUGGAGAAUCUCUUUUCGUGCUACUCGACCAGUAUGUUGUUUGGAAAUCAGGGAAUGACACGAGGCCAGCAGUUAAUGAAACAGAAAACGGGAAUAUUGAGAUGGUAACUCAAACAAAAAUGAUAGCAUCUUCAACAUGA
Molecule: messenger RNA, 1536 nt
Organism: Auanema sp. JU1783
Lineage: Eukaryota; Metazoa; Nematoda; Chromadorea; Rhabditida; Rhabditidae
Source: the annotation of a GenBank genome assembly